Messenger RNA from Hibiscus syriacus, 646 nucleotides. RefSeq lists its product as uncharacterized. The transcript is spliced from 2 exons. The coding region runs from base 242 to 646 and encodes 134 amino acids. Lineage: Eukaryota; Viridiplantae; Streptophyta; Magnoliopsida; Malvales; Malvaceae. The record is from RefSeq and is a predicted model, not a curated record.
AGAAGGGUCCUUUAGGAAUUCGGAAAGGAAGAGAAAUUUUAAGAUUGAUUCCAAAAGAGUAAAGACUAAGUUUCACGGAACUUCGGAUGGGGUUUCGACGAAAGCAGAGACUAGGAUGCCAAAACUGUGAAGCGAUGUUCGAAGUUGGAGUUGAAGGAAACGAGAAUAAAGUAAGAAAUGCUGCUAGUGGAGAAAGGAGGAGGCUACUCGAUGAGAACAAAGUAGAGAGCCUUUUAAGAAGAUGAGUUCUGGCAAGGAUAUAGAAAGUUUUAGCCAUGAAAGUGAUGACACGAGUAUACGUCAGACGGAUGAUGAUGGUGGUUCUGAUUUGGAGAUACUUGAAUUGGAUGAUGGUCCUUAUCACGAAGGACAACAUACUCCGUUCGUAUCAUCAAAAUGUCAUCAAUCACUGGUUGACGAAGAUAGUUGGGAUGGCAACGGAACUUCUGCUCAGUCUCAGUUUAGGGAGAAGCUUAUGGAUGUUCUUAAAAUUCUCUAUGACCAUAAUGAGUUUGAAAGUCAAUGGCAAGAAGUAACUAGCAAAACACCAGUGGAAGGUGCUAGAGAGUUAUGUCGAGGAAUAUCGAAACUAUAUUCAACGAACACUGAUGGAAACCCAUACCUUGUUUGGUACAAAUAUGAGUGA